GGUGCAGAGUGGCGGCGGAGGGUGCUAGGUGCACCAGCUCUGGAGUGCGUCUCCUCGGGCUGCCAAGCUGCCCAACCUGGGCACAGGACUCUGUACCACCCGCCCUGCCUUUGAUUUGCAGAGGUCCCAGAACUCAUCUCCCUUCUUCCUGUGGACUCGCUGGUGGUCCCUCUGUCAGGUGCAGGGGCCAGGCUGGCCAGGCAGCCAUGACUGAUGAGAAGACCUUCCGCAUCGGCUUCAUCGUGCUGGGGCUCUUCCUGCUGUCCCUUGGCACGUUCCUCAUGAGCCACGAUCGGCCCCAGGUCUACGGCACCUUCUAUGCCAUGGGCAGUGUCAUGGUGAUCGGGGGUGUCAUUUGGAGCCUGUGCCAGUGCUACCCCAAGGUCGCUUUUGUGCCCGCUGACUCUGACUUCCAAGGUAUCUUGUCCCCAAAGGCCCUGCUGGAGAAUGGACUUGCCACAGAAAUGAACAGCCCCCAGACCCCCUAUGCCAGGCUGUGGGAGGAGGCCGCCUAUGAUCAGAGCCUGCCCGACUUCAGCCACAUGGGCUACAGGGCUGACUCCCGCCCACUACUGGCCCCUGAGGUGGAGCUGAGGACCAGGGAUGGAGGAGAAGGUGGCCCUUGCCAGGCUCAGGCCUGGGUGGAGGCAGCCGUGGUCGUCCACAGGGCCUUGGAGGACAGUGAGGGAAAAUGGACUCAGAGCAGCCCCAGCCCACCGGCCUAUCCCCAGGGACCUGCACCCCUGGCCUCCUUCCAAGAUGACCUGGAUGUGGACUUGAGCGAUGGCAGCAGCCCCAACCCAUCUCUGUCUGACAGAGAGGUGCCCCAGCCUUCGCAGAAAGAACCCAAGGCCGACAGGAGCACGCUGGAUCGCUUCCAUGAUUUUGCUCUGAUUGAUGAUGCCCCUACUUUGGAGGAUGCACCCCGAGAGGGGCAGAGGCAGGAAGCAGUCCUGCUCAACAGCUGGCAGCAGCACCUAAGGAGGAAAGAGGAGGAGGAGGCCUCGGACACAGGCCUGGAGGAACCUGAGGAGGAAGAGGAGGACCUGUAUUAUGGACUGCCUGAGAGCCCUGGUGACUCCCUUCCAGACAAGGAUCUAAGCUUUGAGCCUGACACCCAAGGCUGGGAUGGAACUGCUCCCUAGUUCCAAGCUGGGACCAUUGCUAACCCCCUUUGAACUCACUGGGCCUCAGUUUCUGCCAAAGGGGACUAUGUGAAGGGUCAAACCAAGUGGAGGACCCAAGGGCUUCUCAGGGGCUCUAAGGGAACCUUGGAGAGGGCUCGUUGCUGUCUGGACCAUCGCUUGUUUUCUCUGCCAAACAUUUGAAGGCAGAGCUUGUUGUGUUGAAUAUUUAUGGAAGCCAGGUCCUCAAAAGCCUUUCCCAUCCCCCAAAGCUGGCCUCAUGGUGCUCUCUGUGCCCAGAUCCUCGCCGCCAGCUCCUGGUGCCUGCUCAAUGGAGUAGUCCAUUUUCACCAGGACUGCCCCUGUCUCCCCCAGCCCAGGCCUCCUGCUGCUCUCACCCCAGCAUCCAUAGCCUUGUGUGGCUGGCCCUGCCAACCCCAGCCCUGGCAGCCCCUCCACCCCCAGCCCCAUCUUGCAACCCAGACCCUUGCCCAAGCUCGUCUUGCCCAGG
Molecule: messenger RNA, 1635 nt
Organism: Octodon degus (degu)
Lineage: Eukaryota; Metazoa; Chordata; Mammalia; Rodentia; Octodontidae
Gene: Bsnd
Product: barttin CLCNK type accessory beta subunit
Exons: 4
Coding region: 207-1145 (312 amino acids)
Biological process (GO): chloride transport
Cellular component (GO): basolateral plasma membrane
Molecular function (GO): chloride channel regulator activity
Source: RefSeq, a predicted model, not a curated record